AACAAGAUGGCGCUAGCCUGACGGCAGCUGCUAUGAAGGAUAGCGAAACCUCAGCUGACACUCAUGCCGAUACCGGCACAAAUCAAGGGGAAAAGAAACCGAAGCAGAUGCUCGUGGAGCAAGAUUGUCACAAACAGAAGAUGGCUCUCGACGUACUUGCUGCUUACUCUACAGUAGCAAACUAACUUGAUAAUAUUGUUUUGGUUGAUUUAGGGGAAAACGGACGAUUUUCAUGUCAUGAGAGAGAUUAUGUAAAGUCGCAGUACGAAACAGGUAAUAUUUUGAUUGUGGUCAAUUGUCGACCAAAUGUGGCGUCGGUGAAAGAUGAUUGUAAGAUGAUACAUUUCCAAAUUCAGCAGAUGUCCUUAGGUAAACAGAACAGGAUGUAUGGAUCUCCAGUGCAGGCGUGCUGAGCGUGGGGAUUUGAACCAAAAAUAAAACGAGUACUGUACGACCGUUUUGCCGCUUUCCGGAUUAGAUCACGAAUGGAAAUGUCGGCAGUGCUAUCGUUGGAAUAUAAUCUCUGCAGUUUGUCACAGAUGAACUAAACAGUACCGUACUCGGAUUUCCACUGGAUUGCACUGCGCCGGACUUCAAGUUUUCCCCCUUUCCUUUUCCCGACGUUCAUCGUCAACCCACCCCCUCGUGUUCUCAGAUCUUUUAGUUGUGCAGUAAAACUGCAGGGUGCUUUACCCUGACAAAACCUCAAUGAAAGUGAAGACGUCAGUGUUUCCGAGCUGGAAGAACGUCGUUUCUGAAACGAGCCUCGGUUUGCUGUUUUAAAUAAAUAUAACUUGAACACUGCGCACGGAAGGGGUGUGUCAAGAGGAGUCUCAUCGAGGAUGAGUGAGGGCGAUCUGCAGCACAUGGACUACCUGACGGAGAACGAACUGAUGGGGAUGGACACGUUCAUCCACCGCAUUGACUCCACCGAAGUGAUCUACCAGCCGCGCCGCAAGCGCGCAAAGCUGGUCGGCAAGUAUCUGAUGGGGGACCUGCUCGGGGAGGGCUCCUACGGCAAGGUUAAGGAGAUGCUGGACUCUGAGACUCUCUGCAGGAGGGCUGUCAAGAUCCUCAAGAAGAAGAAGCUCAGGAGGAUUCCCAACGGGGAGGCCAACGUCAAAAAAGAAAUCCAGCUGCUGCGGAGACUUCGACACAAAAAUGUCAUCCAGUUGGUAGAUGUACUGUAUAACGAAGAAAAACAGAAAAUGUAUAUGGUGAUGGAGUAUUGUGUCUGUGGGAUGCAGGAGGUGUUGGACAGCGUCCCAGAGAAGAGGUUUCCAGCGUUUCAAGCUCACGGGUAUUUCUGCCAGCUUUUAGAUGGCCUUGAAUAUUUGCACAGCCAGGGAAUCGUUCACAAAGACAUCAAGCCAGGGAACCUGCUGCUGACCACAGACGGCGCACUGAAAAUCUCUGACCUGGGGGUGGCCGAGGCCUUGCACCCCUUUGCAGAGGACGACACGUGCAGGACCAGUCAGGGCUCCCCGGCCUUCCAGCCACCCGAAAUCGCCAACGGCCUGGACACCUUCUCGGGGUUCAAAGUGGACAUCUGGUCCGCGGGUGUCACACUGUACAACAUCACAACGAGCCUCUAUCCCUUUGAAGGGGACAACAUCUAUAAGCUAUUUGAGAACAUUGGAAAGGGUGACUACAGCAUCCCUGAAGAGUGUGGUCCCCUCCUGUCGGACCUUCUAAGAGGCAUGCUUGAAUAUGACCCAGUUAAGAGAUUCUCAAUACAACACAUCAGACAGCACAAUUGGGUGCGCAAGAAACACCCCCCGUCUGAGCCCCCAGUCCCCAUCCCACCCAGCGCCGACACCAGGGACCCCUGGCGCAGCAUGACGGUGGUGCCUUACCUGGAGGACCUGCACGGCUACACCGAGGAGGACGACGACGACGAGCUUUUCGACGGAGAGGACGAAAUCAUCUACACUCAGGACUUCACAGUGCCAGGGCACAUCCCAGACGACGACGCGGAUCAGAACGGGCAGACCGGCACCCGCCUCGCCCCCAAGCCCGUGUGCGUGAACGGCACCGAGGCGGCGCCCCUCAGCAAACCGAAAUCCGAGCGCCGGUCCAGCUCCUCCUCCAACCCCUCCCGGAAGGGUGUGUCCGCCGCCAGCAAGAUCCGCAAGCUGUCCACCUGCAAGCAGCAGUGAGCCGUCCCCCCCCCGCACCCCAGAUGCCGCGCCCUGAGCCCCAGGUUUGUUUUUGUGUCUCAUCCUUCCUUUCAUUUUGGAAAUCGGGAGAGAAGAACGAAGACAGCUGUUACUUUUCCCUUUUCCUGUCCACCCCCCACCCCCCCCCAAUCUGUCAUUUCAGACUCGUCAAAUAGUUUGCAAUACCAGGAAGUGCACUACAGAGGGGAUUUUAAUUUAAUUUUUUAAAUGUUUUUUUUAAAGACUGAAGCGAAAAAGGAAGGAUGUGACAGGAGAAGAGAUGGUGACCUGUUUUUGCCAGCUGAGGCCAACAUUCAUCUUUCCCCAUAUCGUCCCUUUCUCUUUUUCGUAAAUGAAUGCCCGGGACUGGCGUCAGCUCCAAAGCCGUACAGAUGUGCAGGACUUAUUUUGCAGCCAUGUUAAAUUUGAGGGUUUUUUGUUGUUGUUUCUUUUUGUUCUGUUAUUAGGUUACCUUUUUUAUUUUCCACUGACUAAUUGCAGUUAAGUAUUACACAAUUAAAUGUGUAAAGAAAGACAUAAUUGAUGCCAUUGAUAAUAUUAAAUAUAAUGAUUAUUAUUAUAUAAAAAAAUAGUUGAAGAACUGCAUGCUGUAAGGGGUGUGGC
Messenger RNA from Megalops cyprinoides (Indo-Pacific tarpon), 2783 nucleotides. RefSeq names its product serine/threonine-protein kinase STK11-like. The record is from RefSeq and is a predicted model, not a curated record. Bases 843 to 2159 code for a protein of 438 amino acids. Gene Ontology annotation, biological process: glucose homeostasis; intracellular signal transduction; establishment of cell polarity. The transcript has 11 exons. Gene Ontology annotation, molecular function: protein kinase activator activity; protein serine/threonine kinase activity; ATP binding. Gene Ontology annotation, cellular component: cytoplasm. NCBI's taxonomy places the organism in Eukaryota, Metazoa, Chordata, Actinopteri, Elopiformes, Megalopidae.